GGUUCCCUCAGAGCGUGGGCAGGAGCCAUGCGCUGGUGUAUGGGCCCGGAGGCUCGGCGCCCGGCUUCCAGCACGCCUCGCACCAUGUCCAAGACUUCUUCCACCACGGCACCUCCGGCAUCUCCAACUCGGGCUACCAGCAGAACCCGUGCUCGCUAAGCUGCCACGGAGACGCCUCCAAAUUCUAUGGCUACGAGGCGCUCCCUAGACAGUCCCUUUAUGGGGCUCAGCAAGAGGCGAGCGUGGUGCAAUAUCCCGACUGUAAAUCCUCCGCCAACACUAACAGUAGCGAAGGACAAGGCCACUUAAAUCAGAACUCGUCUCCCAGCCUCAUGUUUCCAUGGAUGAGACCCCACGCUCCUGGGCGGCGCAGUGGACGACAAACUUACAGCCGGUAUCAGACCUUGGAACUAGAGAAGGAGUUUCUCUUUAAUCCUUAUUUGACACGAAAGCGCCGGAUUGAAGUCUCUCACGCCCUGGGACUGACCGAAAGACAAGUGAAGAUAUGGUUCCAGAAUCGGAGGAUGAAGUGGAAAAAGGAGAACAACAAGGAUAAACUGCCUGGGGCCCGAGAUGAGGAGAAGGUGGAGGAAGAAGGGAAUGAGGAAGAGGAGAAAGAAGAAGAGGAAAAGGAAGAAAAUAAGGACUAGCAAAAAAGAGAGAGAGAGAGAGAGAGAGAGAGAGAGAGAGAAUCCCCCCCCAGCAACUCCCUUGAAGUUUCGUUUUAUGGUAGCAGAUAAAUUGAGAAGUUUACGACUGUCAUUUGCUUUUAUAGAGAAUAGAAUGACACUCACAACUCUAACUACCUGUCAGAUACUUGCAGCUCUACUUUUAUUACCUUUGGACCCCCCCUCUUUAUUUGUUUGGGGGCGCUGGGGGGGAGACUGAGACACAGGGAAAAGUUCUGUCCCACUCCAUGGCCAGCACACACUCACCCAGCACACACUCACUUGUCCUUGCUUCUCCCUUCUGAGCCCUUCCUGAAUUUUAAGGUCUAAGCCUUCUCACACACCCCACUUCCCCCCACACACCCACUUCACUGCUCCUGGUAUUUAUUUCAAAGGGGAUCCCCCUGAAGAUGUAGAAGAUGGUUCUUGGCUUUGCUUGUGUGCUAGCAAUUAGAAUACUGGAUUAACCGUUUUUUAAUGAAAGAAAAGGAAAGAAUAAAAAAAACAGAAUAAAGGGAGAUGGAAGGGAAAUUUUUUUUUUAAAGAAAUAAAAGAUAGAAAAGAUUCCUUUCUCUCUUUGAGGCUCCUUCUUUAGAAAACCCCCUUGACUUUCUCCAGGAACCUGAGAAUCUAGCCAUGCCCUUACUGAGUGAGGGGUAAGCAGGGGCCUGCAAUGGUCUCUAAAAUCCUACCUAUUCAUGCCAUAGUCACUUGGGCCCAAGCCUUCCUUGCCUUGUCCUUGCUGUUUGAUUUCUGUUCUUUUGGGCCGGCUUCCUCUGAGCUGUGUUAGUGUUUGUGCUCAGAAAUCACCAUAAUCAUGAUAGUAUACUGAUAAAAACUUUAAUAUACUACCUAAAGGGAACCUGCAAUAAUAUUGGGGGGGGGAGAAAAAUCCUAUUACAGGAGGAAAAAAAGAAAAAAAAAGAAAAAAGAAAAAAAAAAGAAAGAAACCUUCAACGUAUUUUAUCACUACCUAUAGAAAGAAAUCCUGCUUUGAGAGUAUUUGUAAUGCAGUUUUGUUGUGUUUGUUGCUGCUUAUUUCACUAAAGAAAAAAAAAAACCCCAACAACUGAGACUGCCUAGCCCGCUGGUCUUGUGCGCUCUUAUUGUGCUUCUAACCCCAGUAGAGUAGAACUAAACUGCACUGAAUGUAUAGUUACUCUGUCUUGAAUUCUCUGUUUAUGCAACGUGCUCGAAAGGAAAAAAAACGUUAAAAUAUAUCUAUAAUAAUAAUUUUGGGUCAUUUGUCUUUAUGUCCAGCUAUGAAUGUAGAUUUUGUGUCCUGAAAGCCCUGUUCCUGGUCCAAGUACUUUGUAUUGUAUAUGUGAGUCAUAAUAAAAAAUGAAAGAAGAAAAGAAAUGGAAGCUGGAA
Messenger RNA from Cricetulus griseus (Chinese hamster), 2039 nucleotides. Lineage: Eukaryota; Metazoa; Chordata; Mammalia; Rodentia; Cricetidae. The record is from RefSeq and is a predicted model, not a curated record.